GAGGGUGGGGGGCUUGGGGGUCGCGUCCGAAAGCCCUCGCCCCCGGUCCGGGUGCCACCUUCCUGCACCGCCUGCCCGGGCGCCGCUGCGAGCCAGCCAGCGAGCCAGCGAGCCAGCGAGCGCUCCCUUCCCCUGCGAGCGGGCGCGCGGAUAAUGUCUGAGAAUGUCCAUUUCUGGGACGCUUAGCAGCUAUUAUGUCGACUCGAUCAUAAGUCACGAGAGCGAGGACGCGCCUCCAGCCAAGUUCCCCUCCGGCCAGUUCGCCGGCCCGCGGCAGCCGGGCGCCGCCGAGCACCUGGACUUCCCGUCCUGCAGCUUCCAGCCCAAGGCGCCGGUGUUCGGCGCGUCCUGGGCGCCACUGAGCGCGCACGCGUCGGGGAGCCUGCCGCCCGUGUACCACCCGUACCUGCAGCCGCAGGGCGCGCCGGCCGCCGCCGCCGCCGAGGGCAGGUACCUGCGCACCUGGCUGGAGCCCGCGCCGCGCGGCGAGGCCCCGGGCCAGGGCCAGGCGGUGAAGGCGGAGCCGCUGCUGGGCGCGCCUGGGGAGCUGCUCAAGCCCGGCGCGCCCGAGUACAGUUUGGAAACUUCGGCGGGCAGGGAGGCCGUGCUGGCUAAUCAAAGACCCGGCUACGGGGACAAUAAAAUUUGCGAAGGAAGCGAGGACAAAGAAAGGCCGGAUCAAACCAACCCCUCUGCCAACUGGCUGCACGCCCGCUCCUCCCGGAAAAAGCGCUGUCCCUACACCAAAUACCAGACGCUGGAGCUGGAGAAGGAGUUUCUGUUCAAUAUGUACCUUACCAGGGACCGCAGGCACGAGGUGGCCAGACUCCUCAAUCUCAGUGAGAGACAAGUCAAAAUCUGGUUUCAGAACCGGCGGAUGAAAAUGAAGAAAAUGAAUAAGGAACAGGGCAAAGAGUAAAGGACCACGCUGUCCCCAGCCCCAGCCCCAGCCCCGUCCCAGUCUGGCCCUUAUUUAUGUGUUGGUUGCAGAGCCAGCACUGUCUGGGAUGUGAUCCGGUGACAGGGAAGGGCACCCCACGCUCCUCUCAGCCCUUCAAGUGCACCUAGAGCCCUGGCCCUAUGUCCCCCCUUCUCUCCAGGCACCAGGAGAAAGUUCGGUCCGGUUAGAAGCUAGGAAUAGUUAGUUCUUGAGGGCACAGUGGGUCCCAGGGCGGAGACCCUACUGAAGGUCCUGGCACCCCUGGCAGUUUUUCUGGGAAGCCCCAACCCCUCUCUUCCAGCCUGCUUGAUCCAAAGCUCCCUGCACCCAUCUAAAAUGACCCCCCCAGGACGCCCCAAAUGCCCGAAGCCCAGUGCAUGGCCCAGGUGGAGAGUUUGGAACCCACAGUCAGAAUGAGGACUGGAAGAAAAAUGAAGGGUCUCGAUGCCAGUGUGGCAGAAGUGCCCCCCCAAAACCCAGUAGACAAGCCCUGGUCCUUCCCCUGACUCAGAAGCACAGCAGGCAGAUGUCUGGGUACAGACACUCAAGGAGGUGCCGCCCAAAGCCGGCCACGGCCCCCCAGGCUGCCGGGCUGGAGGGGCCCAGGGAAGGCAGUUGGAGGCUGCCUGACCCGUCGGAGGAGAUGCUGACUCUGUGAGGAUUUCCUGUACUUCACCCAGGGAGGUCACACUGGGCUGUGGAGCCUCUGGCCUGCUCCCCUACGCCCCACUUGACAAACUGGAGCUUUUCUUGCUUUCCACCAGCCCUGCAUUUUCCUCUCUGUCCCUGAGCCCAGCCGCACCCCAUAGAGCUCCCCGUACCCCCCACCCGACGUCAGCCCCGCCGUGGUAGACAGAAGGGCAGAUCAGGAAAGUCUGAUGGACAGAGGGACAGAGGAGAAUGUAUUGGAAGUCAAUUCCCCGGUUCCCUUCCGGAGUUAGUUGUCAAGACAGGAAGAAGCAGAGACCCCAGUGCGCAGACCUGGCGCCUCACCCCAGCUCGCCAUGCCUGCAGAGGAGUCCCCAGCCAGCCCCCCAGCCAGCCGUCCAGCGCUGGGCUUCACCUCCACUGUGGGCCGGCAGGGUUUGGAAGUGCUGGUGCCUGGCCCAGGACAGGGGCCACAGCACCCCUCACUUUGCUUAGCUGCUUCCCCCUGACCCCCAGCCUCUCAGUGCCCCCUAGUAGCUGGGCUUGCCCCCACGCCUCUCCUGACCCUGCCAGGGGCUACCCCAGUAGAACUUUUUUUUCUUUA
Messenger RNA from Cavia porcellus (domestic guinea pig), 2192 nucleotides. It is a transcript of the gene Hoxb9, whose product is annotated as homeobox B9. Lineage: Eukaryota; Metazoa; Chordata; Mammalia; Rodentia; Caviidae. The record is from RefSeq and is a predicted model, not a curated record. The transcript has 2 exons. The coding region runs from base 164 to 919 and encodes 251 amino acids. Gene Ontology annotation, biological process: embryonic skeletal system morphogenesis; anterior/posterior pattern specification; regulation of transcription by RNA polymerase II. Gene Ontology annotation, cellular component: nucleus. Gene Ontology annotation, molecular function: DNA-binding transcription factor activity, RNA polymerase II-specific; RNA polymerase II cis-regulatory region sequence-specific DNA binding.